Messenger RNA from Toxoplasma gondii ME49, 2132 nucleotides. RefSeq names its product flavoprotein. The record is from RefSeq and is a predicted model, not a curated record. The transcript has 6 exons. Lineage: Eukaryota; Apicomplexa; Conoidasida; Eucoccidiorida; Sarcocystidae. Gene Ontology annotation, cellular component: phosphopantothenoylcysteine decarboxylase complex. Gene Ontology annotation, biological process: coenzyme A biosynthetic process. Bases 846 to 1703 code for a protein of 285 amino acids. Gene Ontology annotation, molecular function: FMN binding; phosphopantothenoylcysteine decarboxylase activity.
GUUGCUUUUCUUGCUUCGAAGUGAGCUAACCGGGUGGUGGCAUUUCUCGCGAAGAGCCUCCCCGAAGUCACGCUGGCCGCUUACGCGCUGUUUCCCUUCGGCUGUCGCGCCUCUCGUUGCAGCAGCUUCGCCCAACUAGGAGGAGACGCUUGUCUCUCUUUUUUCCGUAGGUUUAAUGGUCGCUGUUCUAUGUGAGAAGGAGAACAAGCAAAAAAGUGAAAGGUACCGCUCCUCUGUCAGCGGCAACUCAGCCGCUCGGCCCGUGGGUGUCUCUCUCGAGACAUCGUGAAGACGGCGUCUCACCUGGUGUUGCCUCAGGCUCAUGGUUCUUUUCCUCGUUACUCCUUUUGCCUUGCCGCUUCCUCUUUCGUUUUGCUCGAAUCUGUCUCCCCUCCUCCUCUCAGAACAACUGAUUCGUAUCCGUGCUCGAUGUCUUCUGCAGAGAAAUGCAUAAAAAGGAACAGCUGCUGUCCUCUGCCGGCUUUUCUCGAAGAGACUGUCUCUCGUCCAGCUUCUUCUCUUCCUCUGAAUCCUUUCUUUUAGGUUUCCCCAGCCUUUUCUGCCGAUCUGUCGACACUUCUGAGUUCUUCACCAUUCCUCUCUUCCUCCGCAGCCUUUAUUCCAGAUAGUGCUGUGUCUUUUUUUAUCCCCCUCCUUCUCCUUCUGCGCCUUGUCUUCCUCUGUCGUUUUUCCUCUUCUCCUUUGCCCUUUCCUCCCUGAGUCCAGUGCCCUGUCCUCUCCGUCCUUCCCUCUCUUUGGCCGCGUUGACUCUCCGUUCUUCACUUCCUCUCCCUCCACUCGCUCUUCUCGAAUUCCUCUACGCGGCGCCACUCUCCCUGCGUCCUAUGGCGUUCUCUUCCUCGUCUGACUCUUCCUCUUCUUCCUCUCCAUCUUCUUUCGCCUCCUCUUCUCCCCUCCAAGUGGAUCGGCGUGUAUUCGAGGAAGGCAGACGGUCGGGGGACGCAUGCAGUCUUUGUGCUGUGUCACAAGAAACUGGAGGUGCAGAAGCAAACCGCAGCUGUCAGUCAGGUCGUCUGAAAGUUCUUCUGGCUGUCACAGGCAGUGUGGCGGCGAUAAAAGUCCCCGAGAUUGCGGAGGAACUGCAUGCUGAAGGUCGGAGGAGAGACAUCUUCGUCGACCUCAGAGUAGUCGCGACGAAAGAUGCUUGUCACUUCCUGGAGAGCUGCUCCUCAAACGUUCUCCGAGAUGAGGACGAUUGGAAAUCCUGGAAGCGGAAGGGGGAUUCGGUCCUCCAUAUUGAGCUGAGAAGAUGGGCAGAUGUCUUUGCCAUUGCACCUCUAAGCGCCAACUCGCUCGCGAAGAUCUCUCAAGGCCUCUGCGACAAUUUAGUGACCUGUGUGGCUCGCGCUUGGGACUUUGAAAAGCCGUUCGUCGUUUUCCCCGCCAUGAACUCUCUCAUGUGGAAGCACCCGGUCUCUGCUCACCAGCUGAGCAUUCUUCGUUCCUUCGGAGUCAAGGUGGUUGACCCUGUUGAGAAGACUCUCGCUUGCGGAGACACAGGUGUAGGAGCUCUGCCGCCUCCUCGGAGCGUCGCGGCUGAGAUUUUUCGCGUCGUCUCUCCUGCACCUGGCCCUCUCAGUGAAAAAGAGAGAGAAGAGAACGGACGUCUUCGAGGAGACACAGAGACAGACUGCUCUCAGAGCGAUGCGUCUGCGUGCUCUAUGCAGACACAAAGGUUUUGAGGGUUUUUCUCUGUCUCGGCAUUUACUACCGAGGUCAAAAGACAAAGGGGCGUAGCUGCCGCACUGCUCUUGCCUACUUGUGUCGUGUGUCUACUUUCUGUUUGGGGACGAAUCAACGUCGCAUGUUCUUCUAUUUGAUGUACUUCUUUUCGUUCUCUUCUCUUCCAUCACAGGUCUUCAAUGUAGUGUCGAUUUGUUUACAAGGGCAAGGAAUGCCCCGAGGUUCUCGCUUCCUAUCUUUAACUUGUCCCUCACGCGUAAUUGCAAUCCCAGCAGUGCGUUGCUUUCGGGAGAGUCCGAGAGCAAGUCUGAACUCAAACGAUUCCUUCAGGUCAUAAAUCUGCUGGUAAGGUCUAGGAUCCACCUUGCGAGAGUCUGCCAUCGGAAAAUGCCUUUUCUCCGGUUUUCCAUGAAUUCAUGUUCUCCUGC